This is a messenger RNA of Rhizoctonia solani, 942 nucleotides long. RefSeq names its product polyadenylate-binding protein, cytoplasmic and nuclear. NCBI's taxonomy places the organism in Eukaryota, Fungi, Basidiomycota, Agaricomycetes, Cantharellales, Ceratobasidiaceae. The transcript is spliced from 3 exons. The coding region runs from base 1 to 942 and encodes 313 amino acids. The record is from RefSeq and is a predicted model, not a curated record.
AUGACCGAUUGUGACAGCUCUAGAAACAAUAUUCUGCUUGCACAGUACCCACCAGCUCGAAUAACGGCUGCCUCUAGGCCUACGCAAGACCCUGUGUUCUACUAUAAAUACAACAUCAUCGUUCUCUCGGUAGGGGGUAAUUUGUUCCGAAUUCCAGCAUCGUUUCUUGCCCCAGACCCAGGCAUCCAAGAUUAUGAACUCAAAUCUUACAUGAAGAGCGCAUUCGAUUUAUCUACCAAUUCUAGCAGUAAUGCAGGAUUCAAUGAUAAAGAUCCGAUAGUUCUCCCUCCCAAUAUUUCAGUUGAAACAGUUCGCGACCUUUUGACAGUUUCAUCAGGUGGAAUGCGAUUAAUUAUAAGUAACUUGGUCUGCAAGGCUUAUGAUUGUCCGGACGAAUCAAAAGACUUGUCCGACCAUACUAUCAUUGCCAUAUGUGCCGACCUUUACACGGAAAAAGAUCUUCUAGUCAACACUCCUGAUAUGUUCGGCUUCAUAUUUUCUGUUGUCCUUUCGUUGGGCCACCGUUCUCGCGUAUGGACUCGUCUUACUCGAGAGCAACGUAGAGUGUUAUACGCAGGCAACAGUACCCUCGUUCAACUAUGCGAUCACACCGAUUUAGGAAUCAACUGGUUGCUAGAGCCGUCAGAGAUACUCGAGAUAUUCAAAGACUGUCCCAAUUGUCGCAAUCCUUCAAACAUCAAUAAAUGGUGGAGCGAUACGUUUGGCAGAUGCCAAGGGCUAAACUCUCCAAUUCCUUCGGAAGAUAUUCGUUAUAUCGUACGCCUACCUGAAUACAGGUAUUCAAUCUCCUGGGCAUCCAAGUCCCAACCAUGGCUGCCCUGUGGUAGCAAGUGUAUUCACACUUUAAGAACUUAUAUUGACGAGCAUAUGGAAGCCUUGUAUUGUGCUUUGGCGAAGAAGUAUAGGUAUCUGGAGGAGUAA